Molecule: messenger RNA, 31727 nt
Organism: Pelobates cultripes (western spadefoot toad)
Lineage: Eukaryota; Metazoa; Chordata; Amphibia; Anura; Pelobatidae
Source: the annotation of a GenBank genome assembly
AUGACUGAGCAUGGCAUAAAAUGGGCUUGCGAAUAUUGUACCUAUGAGAAUUGGCCAUCUGCUAUCAAGUGCACCAUGUGUCGCGCCCAAAGACCCAGUGGCGCUAUAAUCACUGAAGAACCAUUCAAAAGCAGCACCCCUGAUGUGGGUACUAUAGAAAGGGGAGGUGGAAGUCCGUUAAUUUGCCCAGAUUCAAGCGCCAGACCACGUGUAAAGUCUUCAUAUAGUGUGGAAGGCGGCACUAAGUGGUCAUGCCACAUGUGCACGUAUCUGAACUGGCCACGAGCCAUUAGAUGCACACAGUGUUUGUCCCAGCGAAGGACACGUAGCCCGACAGAAUCCCCUCAGUCUUCUGGGUCUGGUUUACGCUCCACCCCAAGCCCCGUUGAUCCUUGUGAGGAAUAUAACGACCGGAAUAAACUGAAUAUUAAAGGUCAACAUUGGACUUGCUCUGUUUGCACUUAUGAGAACUGUGCCAAAGCAAAAAAAUGUGUUGUGUGUGACCACCCUACACCCAACAAUAUGGACGCUAUAGAGCUGGCUGAUGCAGAUGAAGCCUCCUCAAUUAUUAAUGAGCAAGAUCGCGCUCGUUGGAGAGGUGUCUGCAGCAGUAGUAACAGCCAAAGACGAUCCCCACCAACAUCCAAGCGAGAUUCGGAUAUGGAUUUUCAGAGAAUUGAGCUUGCCGGGGCAGUGGGAAGCAAGGAUGAGAUAGAGGUGGAUCUUAAAAAACUCAAGCAAAUAAAGAACCGAAUGAGGAAAACAGACUGGCUAUUCUUGAAUGCGUGUGUAGGUAAGUGAAAAUUCUUCUUGAAAUAUUCUGUAUGUUAUUUUAAAUUUAGGUUUAAAAAAGCAGUCCUAUACAAACUAUUUAUAGGGACCUGGCACUAUAGUGGUCCUUUAACUUUUUUUUUUUUUAGUUGAAGUUAUGCUUCAACUAAUCAUACUUUGGGGCAUGACAGGUCGCCUUUAACCCUUCGUUUUGGCAAAGACUUUUGCAGCUAUGUGUUCAUCCGCAGAAAUUGGUUGAACUUUGUAAUCCGUUUUCCAAACUUUCCCUCAGAGUGGUGAUCUGUACUGUAACCGUUUCUGUCUAAAUCUCUCUGACCAUAUUCAGAUGCCAUGUUCAUAUAUACAAUUGGUCAAUUAUAGAAGAUGUUGCUCUCCCCUUCUCAACGUCUACUCCCCAUAUCCUUAAUCAUUGCCUGGGAAGGAACCUGUCAUGUUUAUACCGGUGUAUUUUAUUUAUUUGUUUUCUCGUAACGGACAGGGGGAAAUUAAGGGUGUGCAAACUAUGUGCAUACACUUAAAUAGCUGUUGUGAAAAUGCUAAAAUAAGGUCCAUUUGUCAUGACUUGAAUCAUAACAAGAGGAAAGCGCCUGUUUGUACUGUCUCCUAGCUUCUAUAAAUAGAGCCAGAUGACUCGCAUUCUGUCUGUAUAAAGUGCAUCCAGUGAAAAGUGAGCAGGCUUCAUUUCUGGAUGUGAAUGGAAUGCUUUUAUUUUAUUGUUUUUGUUCUUUUGUGUUCAAACACAACUCUUCCUACACACACACACACACACACACACACACACACACACUCCACAGCCUAGUUUCCACCCACACACCAGACUUUUAUAUGUCUAAGACACUUGGCAUGUCGGAUAGACUGCCCAUAUUUAUGAUGACUGACUUAAUCGUGCCCAAACUACCCAUAACCACAGCUACGGGCAUUGUUUACGUGCUGGUUUUCGAAAUCCUCAGGAUACAUCAUGCCAGACCUAGAGUUACAAUGUAUAUAAAUAGCCUGGCGAAUUCAUUUCAUCACCAGCAGCUGCUUGGAAUGGGGCUGAGGGGGAUACAAGUAUUGGCAAGAUCUUCUAGUAAUCAAGACUUUGUUUUGAAAUUCUGAUCUACUAAGAUGUGAUGUUCUCUCAACAGGAAACUUCAGAUUUUGCCAUUUGCAUUAGAUGCUAUGCCUUACUAUACUACAAAGCGUUUUGUCUUGGCUAUGGAAGAAUGGAAAAAGUUACUUGUACUGUAUCCAUACACCAGUUGAAGGCCUUUCACUGUAGAAUUUCUUUUUUUUUUUUUUAAUAUAAAUAUAUUUUACUUAAGACCAUAAUGCAAGGGUUUAAAAUAAACAAAUAAACACAGACACUUUGUCACACACACAUCAUCAAUAUAUGAACACAAUUCGCAACAUAUUGGAACAGAAACCUGUUUUCAGGCGCUUGAACAUACUUAGAAGUCCCUCCACAUCCCCUCCAAAGAAGAAAAUAUGGUAGGUAGACUGUGUUCUCCCUGGUGUCUUGUGUUGAGAGGGCAAGAGCUGCACAACCUUCCUUCCUGCUCCCCUCAGCUUGCUGACAGAAUGUGGCCUUCAGCUGCCAUCUGUUACUGUAAGUAGGGGUCACAUUCAUGUAACCAAAGCAUGUCAAACUCAAAGGCUAGCACGGUCCAAAUUAAGGUUUAUGUGAGCCGCAAAAAAAAAACUUUUCAUAGAAACGUAGGUUUGUUUUGAAAAGUACAGUAUAUAUUAAAAAAUAAAACGUUUCCUACUUUACUAAGCCCCAGUCCCCCGUCCCCCCCCAGACUAAUUCCCAGCCCCCCUUUCUACUAAACCCUGGCCCUUGUUUAACUAAAAAAAUAAAAAAUUAGCCAGCAAGCAGACUCCACUCACAUUGUAUUGCCGCUGCCAGUAUGCGACUCCAGAAUCCAGCCUCUGUUAUACCUCCAAUGGCGCCAUCCACACCCUGUGCCAAAGCGGAUCCUCCCGCUACUCCUCGAAAACCUGUGAAGAUAGAGCAUUUGUAUGUCAUGUCCGAAAGUGGCGUUGCGUGCCUCUGUGUACCUCCAGGUCCUCCACUGUCUAGCCGUGGCCAUCGCAACACUGACACACGCACUCACACACCAUUUUAUUUAUUAAUUUAUUGUUCCUUACAUUUGGCAUUUGGUGUGGGGCAUCACCCUAAGGUCCAGUGGGGAUCUUCUCCUACCCGCUCCUCACUGCCCCCUCAUGCGCGCAGUUUAGUGUUGCUGGAAUUAUGUCAUAUUUCGGCAUCACUACAGAGGGAGCAGUGACCUCUCCUCCCCGGCGGGGUAAAUUUCAGCAGAGUAGACACCUGCAAUGUGGGGAGAGCAGGUGCCUACUCUGCCUUGGUAAACAUGUCAAACUCUCAAUGAUAUUCAGUGUGGGCCGCUUGACAUGCUUGAUGUUAACCCAUUCUUCUGUUCACCAUCCGUAAAUAAGACAUGUUUCCCAGCUUCUAAAGAGAGAUGAAGGCCUGUGAUCUGUGAAGAGUGUUACUCUGAAUAUGUUGGCGUGUUAUAAAUGCCAGUUAUAAAUCGGGUCUCCCUGCACAACAAAAAGCAGAGACCCACACUUCCAGUUGCUACGCCUUGUGGAUCUGUAAUCAUUAGAGAUUUAGGACUACACAGCCAUAAGGAACAGGAAAUAAAGGUGUGUGUGUGUGUGUGUGUGUGUUUCACACAACAAAAAGACUUACAAAGAAAAUCUGUAAUGCACAGGACAAUUUAACUGCAUCUUAGAGGCAUGCAGGUUCUGUCUCUGUAAAAAGCACUGAAAUUAACAGGAUUGCUGGGUCUUCUCCAUAUGGAAGGAAAACCAACCAGAACGAGUAACGUUCAAGUGGAAUAGACUAGACUUGUGGCUAGGGGAUCGAUGUAUGUUUUUUGUUUGUGUGUCCAGCUAAUAUAUUUGCCAAAUAUACUGCAGCCCAAAUGUAAAUUGCAGCAGUUAAUUUAAAAGCAGUUUGGGGCUGUACAGCUAGAGUUCCCUGUUAUAGUGACAUCAAAGGGCAUUAUGGUUCUUUGUACCUGUGUUGAUACCAUAGUGCAAGCAGUCAGUUGACAGAGAGAAAGUGCUUUGUUACAAAAUCUAAUGGACGCCAACUAGUUUGCAUGUUUGUUUCCUGGAAUUUGAGGAAAUUGAACACUGAUGUUCCUGAUCAAAGAACUUUAACCAAUCAUUGUCUGCCCACUUCUCCUGAGAAAUAUUAACAUUUUAUCUUAAAAGCAGGUGGGGGAGAUAUUGUAUAGCAAAUGCAUGUAGCAGGAUAUUUUAAGGGAAGCUGGUGGUGAAGAGGUAGGUUUGCUAUCUGCAGUGUUGGUGGGUAGCUGGCUAUAUAUCUGUUUAAAGGAAUACUUUUAGUGUUUGGGAUACAGCUUUGUAUUCCUAAUACUAAAGUGUUCCUCUGCCCCCCUCUCCAAUACCAAUGUCAAGGUCCUUCAGUGCUGGCUCCUUCGCUCGACAUUGUGCCGAGUGGGAACUAAUGCACGAGUGCUAACGUCAAAGGGAUUUGACGACAUUGGAUGUCCCAGGGAUGUCAAAUUUAUAUUGAGCGCUGGGCGAGCAGUUUUUCUAUUCUUUUAGCCCUGCCACGGACUGCUGGGGUUGGAGGGGUUAAUAGUACGGUGAAUGGACUGUCCGCUGUGCCUAUAGUUGGCUGGGGCCACAUUAGACUGCUGGGGAUGGGGAGGUGUGAGGAGCAGCAGAUCCACUGAGAUAAUGGAUGCUGGGAUACCACAUGACGCCAUAUCACAAUGGCUGGCACUCUGCGCACUAAGGAAAGAAGUAAUUUUCUAUGUGAAAUAUGGAAUGUCACGGUGUGUGGGUUGAUGUAGUUUGUAUGUAAAUGGUCAGUGUGUGUGUGUGUGUGUGUGUGUGUGUUUUGAUGGUAAAGUUAGAGAAAAUAACCAGGCUAGCGAUUUUUUAUUUUUUAUUUUUUUUAACUCGGAUUCAGUUUUUUUGGAAUGUAAUCUAACAGGUAACCCUGUCAAUGUGCAUGGCUCUGGGCAAGCACCCCCAAUAUUUCUUAUUGAUCUUAUUGUGUCAAAACAAGUAGUUUAUUCUGAUGGACAAGUAGAUGUAUUUAUUCUUAAAAUUCCAAAACCUGUGUUCUCCAGCAAAACGCAAGGACGCCCAAUGUCGUGGUUAUCUAGUAGACAGCCACUAGAGGCAAUCUUAACCCCGCAAUACAAACACUGCAGUGUCUCUAACUGCAAUGUUUGUAUUGCACGUGUAAGGGGACAGGAACACUGCACCCAGACCACUUUAAUGAGAUUAAGUGUCCUGAUGCUUAUAGUGUGCCUUUAACAUGGUAGAAACUGUCGUUCCUCACUCUUUUUAUUUAUUUAUUUAUUUAUAUUACAUUUUCUACUUUUUAUAUCACAUUUAAAGAUUGUAUUUUCUAUGCUUUGACUGUGAGGCAUCCUGACAGACCAUACAAAGUGAUAUCACAUCCUCUGAGCAUGCUGCCUGUGUAUAGCUUGUUCCUGGUACAAAGAUACAGAGCACUACUACAUAGUGAGCUCUAUAUAAGCAAGAAAUUUUGUGCCCUUUUAUGAACUAUAUAAAGAUAGUAGUACAAACAAACAUAAAGUACUAGCUCGUUUCACUACACUAUACAGAGUGCAGAGUAACGUAAAGUUGAACUUAAAUGUGAUUAUGGUCCUAUUUUUAAAAACCAUCUUCUGGUCCGUGUUUGUGUGCUCAUCUAAUUUGUGUGAAUGGCUGAUAUGGUGUAAUUGUCAGCUUGGUAAAAAGCUAAAUAAAAACCCCUAUUCCCAUGUGAUUAGAGCAGGUCACCUAAACAGACGGAGAUGCGCACACCCACUGACACACACAUGCACACUUUUACAUAUACUCAUUAUUUUAUUAAAAUUUGUCCACCCAGCAUCCCUACCUUUUUUCUGAGAGCUGUAUUGGAUAUUGUUCCUGGGGUCCUGUUGGGCUGCACUAAUCCUCUUCCCGCUCAGCAUUUGCGUGUGGUUUAGUAUGCCAGGGCCAGAAUUGUCAUAUUCCAGCUGUAGGCAUCACAGGUGUGCAAGGGAGCAGAGCAGGAAGAGCACAGCUCCCUUGUUGCCUCUGCAUUAAGUAGGCCAUCCACCUCCAUCCCUUCCUCUAUCAGCUCUUCAUGCUCCAUGAGCCACCUGCCCACCCGGCCGCCUUCACUCUUCAUGAGCCGCCUACCUGCUUCCCAUCUCAGUCAGCCGGUCACCUUGGGGGCUGAACGGGCUCACAAGUCCCAGGCGUCUGGGAUUUGUCGAGCCCUGGUGUGCCAGUUUGGUUAACUGUGUAUCACCAAUUUAAAUUUUGACUAGCCCCAAAAUAAGGAAGUUUAUCUACCUCAGUGGUAGAGGUUUCACAUGUUUUUUUUUGUUUUUUGUUUUUUUUACCCCCUGAAAGGUCUGCAAGUAGCAUGAAUACUGUAUAAAAGGUAAAUGGGGUUGAGGUGAUGUCUCGCAUUAAUAAAUUCCUAUAAGGGCCAUGUAAAAAGGUCUUCAACAUUGAAAACAUUUGAGGUCUCAAGUGAAUUACAGGGGAAAAAAUGCCUUCUUGUGGCGACAUGGAAUUUCCAUUUGGCAAAGAUCUAGUAAUGGAAAGCAGAGAGGAAAUUGAUAGGUUAAAUCGACAAAAGGUUGAGUUUUGGACGUAGGCUAGUGUAAUGUAGAGACAUCCAGUGGAAAUUUGCAAUGAGAUACAGCUGAUGAUCCUGUCAUUAUUUUAGUAGAGCAUGUCAUGCGGGUGAUGGUGAAAGACUGUCUCACUGGUCGAAUCACUACUCUGGGCUGGAUUUUGUGACAUGUGAUGCUGUGUCUUCACAUGCCUUGAGCCUGAUCAGCUACGAGAUUGCUUAUAUUGUUCAUUGUAUAUGACAAAUAUCCCUUCCCCCAACCCCUUUUUUUUUAAUUUUUUUUUUUUUUUUUUUAAGGAUGUCUGGUGACAUACAAUAUUAGAAUUUUCAGGCCAUGAGUGGGACUCUGUGCACAUGUGGGAGCACUCUUAGACUGAAGAUUCUAGUUUUGCAAGUUUUUUUUUUUUUUAGAAUAAGGAUACCCUAGGAUGAACAAAUCUCUAACCAUGAAUAGUUAAAGAUGGUUGUUGUAGUCUUGACGUCACUAUUGGUAACUAAGAGACCAGCUAUUCCUUACGACAAGGGUGGGCAAUGUGCGGCCCUCCAGAUGUCUUGGACUACAUCUCCCAUAAUGCUAGCAAAGCAUCAAGGGAGAUGUAGUCCAAAACAUCUUGAGGGCCCCAGAUUGCCCACCCCUGCCUUACGAACAUGAACCAGUGGUAAUGCAUUUCUGGUACUUGGCUGUGUGUUUUUUUUGUUUGUUUGGUUUUUUUUUUCUUUCUCUUAAGCUUUAUUUGUAAUCAUUGUCAAUCUGAGUGUUUGCACGGGUCUACAGUUUUAUAUAUCUUCAAAAAUAACAAUUUCACUACAGUAUUCAGGAACAUACAACAUAGCUAAACCAUAAAAGAAGCAAUGUGCCAAUUAUACUUAAAGGACCACUGUAGUGCCAGGAAAACACUCGUUUUCCUGGCACUAUAGUGCCCUGAGGGUGCCCCCACCCUCAGGGUCCCCCUCCCGCCAGGCUCUGGGGGGAGGAAGGGGUUAAACGUACCUCUUUCUCCAGCGCUGGGCGGGGAGCUCUCCUCCUCCUCCUCGGCUGAAUGCGCAUGCGCGGCAGGAGCUGCGCGCGCAUUCAGCCAGGCCAUAGGAAAGCAUUCUCAAUGCUUUCUCAUGGACCCUGGCGUCCACUGUGAUUUUUCAAAGUGAGAAGCAUGCAAACGCCUCUAGCGGCUGUCAAGAGACAGCCACUGGAGGCUGGAUUAACCCUAACAUAAACAUAGCAGUUUCUCUGAAACUGCUAUGUUUAUUAAAAAAAAAAAAAAGGGGGGGGGGGCUAACCCUAGCUGUACCAGGCACCAAGACCACUUCAUUAAUCUGAAGUGGUCUGGGUGCCUAGAGUGGUCCUUUAAGCAAUAUGAAACUACCUGUAAUGUGCAUGUCUGUAUUAAGGAAAUGUGAUUGCUGUGCUGUCUUAUGUUAUACAAUGCAUUGUCCCGAACAACAUGUUAUGUAACCUGCACUCAAAAUUUUAAUAAACCUCAGUUAUGAAAAAUAAAUAUAACUAUUUCAUUUUUUAAUUUUACCCUGAUAAUUCUCAACAUUUGUAAGGAGAUAACAUUGAUAUACUCUUAACAGUUUGUUUUUUUUGUUGUUGUUUACAUUUGUAUUUACAACUACAUUUCAUGUGCAAAUUCCAUACAGCUUUGCAGAACAUACUUUAAAUUUUCUUCAAUCUCUACCCCUGCCCUCUCCCCCUCCCCCAAUAUGCUUUUAGAUUACCAUGGUAACUGGAUAGUUAAGCUGUAAUCGGGAACAGGGCUAGAAUAUCAUAUUCUUGGAAAUAUUGACAUUGAACACUUUCUAUAAACCACUGUAGUAAACGCCAGCUGCUUGGGUCUGCAUAUUCAGGAAGUGUCAAAGGUUGAAUAUUUUAUUGGCAGAACAGCAAUAAAAUAGUCAUGAGUUCUUACUAUUAUGAGUAUUUGCUGAGAAAGCCACGCAAUCUCGCCUGGAUCUGGUUACGAUUUCCAUAAUAUGGACCUCUGAAAUCCUUCCAUGAAUAUAGUGAGGCAAGCCGUAUGACUGUUUUUGUACCCAGCAUGCUCCAGACUUUUAAAAUUUGUUUUUAUUCUGUACCACAGGUGUGGUGGAAGGAGAUCUCUCUGCAGUGGAAGCUUAUAAGACCUCAGGAGGAGAUAUCGCAAGACAGCUGUCAGCUGAUGAAGUUCGUCUCUUGAACCGUCCUUCAGCUUUUGAUGUGGGUUACACCCUGGUGCACUUGUCAAUUCGCUUUCAGAGGCAGGACAUGCUCGCUAUACUUCUGACAGAGGUGAGCGAUAACACCCAUUCGAUUUGGAAUAAAAUUCUGUGAAAGACUCUUGUGUAAAGUGAUCUCACUAUUAUACCUAUUUUAAAAAUGUGUUCUGUAACGGAUCACCUGGCACCCCGACUGGGUACCUCCGUUGAUAGAUGCUCCUAGCGCUUCUUGAGGAUUCCAAGCACUCUAGCCGACACCACAACCACUGCAGGCCAAACCUCUCUUCCUUCAGAGCGAAGCAGGAACGAGCUCUUAAAAGAGCUUAGGAGUGAUUAUAGCAAGGUAAUAUGCAGAGCAUAGCAAUCCCUUGUAGCAGAUUCCCCCAAAAAGAGACAGGACUCCAAAUUGAGAGUGAAGUAGAACUGUCUAAAACUUUAUUUUACUUGGGACUAACCCAUAUGGUCAUUACAUUAAAAUUGCUGUGAAAACUCAAUAAAAUUACAAACAGUCAAAUCAUAGCAGGCAACAUACAGUGACUUAUUAUAACAUAAUUACAUAUUUAUAAAUGGGUGGGGAAGAACAUAAUUAACACAACAUGUCUCUCCUGCAUGCAGAAUUAGCAAUAUGCAAAUCUACCUGAAUAUGCAAAUGACCAGUCUUGCUAUUCAGGUAGUGCAUAUUACUGUUGCUACCAAAAGAGGGCACUACACAAGCUCCAUAGUCAAAUCCACCUAGUUGGUAGCAAUCCUCAGCAGUACAGGAGAGCAGGCAAUACAUCCCAGGUGCCAUAGUCACAUGGCAGGAGGCUGGCAAUCAGUCUUCUCCAAUGCCCAGUGGCGAGGCUGGUUCCGCCACAUGUUCUUUAUAAAAACCAUGGUGCUUUCAGAAUAGAUUAAAUUUAAGUCUCCCCUCCCCUUGCUUCAUACAUUAGCGCAAAACUCACCCUUCAUUCAUUUUUAGGUAUUUUGUAUGAUUUCACACUGCGUGUCUAUAAAUAAAGCAAACAAAUUAUACAUUACCACCCAAAAUAAGGGAACAAUGUUUGGGGAUUUGGCAAAAUAGUAAAAUAUUAUUUGAGUGAAAUAAAACUUCUAUGUUGCGGUUUGUCAUUCUGAUUUGAUUUUAUGUGCUAUAUUUCGGGCAUAUAUAUCGGUUUCAUGCCAAUUGCAGAAAAAUAGUCUUUGUACUUUUAUAAUUCCGUUUUCAGCAUGAAAAGUAGACUAAAUGAGCCUGGUUUUGCUUCUCAGGUGUUUAUUUUAAUAGGAGUGCAUUGUUUAAUAGAAUUUUUAAAAUGUGGGGCUGAAAUUUGAGACUCUUUCAAAAGGACUAAUACAAUUUAAUUUAUUUAAAGCAACGUUUUAAUUGAUGCUUGGAUGGCAUCACUUGUUUCCUUGCCACAGCAAACUCAACGCUACUCACCUAGCAGCCUGACCAUAUUCCAUGGUAUCCCUCAAUUACCAGCCCGCCACUAGAUGAUGCAUAGCUCUCCCAACUUGAUAGCUAAACACUGGACAAGGCACAGUGCAGGGACAAGGCAACCUGUUUAUUGAAUAGGCAGGAUAUUUAGACGGUACAAAUUACAUAUAGGAAUGGCAAACAUUACAUUCCAGGGAACUGAUGGAAGAUUCCUGUGGAUAAAUGUACUGGGUUAAUACACACAGCUGGUACCAAGAUGUCUGGGUUAUGCUAAGCAAAUUAGUGAGGAUGUUAAUCCCCUUGUUUUCACGCAGGAAGAGACCAAGUUAAAAGGGAGCUCCCCGAAUCUGAGGUACUGUUGGUAAAGUUAUCCCUAAGACACCUACCCUUCAUUGGACAAGCAUCCAGGUCACUGGGGGUAGAGUAACACACAAGAACAUCAAAGGGCACUUACGAUAUUGGUGCCUAACAUCUGUGCAUGUAGAACAUGUACUUGUAUGUUUGAUUGUGUCUCUGAAGCUAGCAAGGGCCAAAUAAACAAACAAACAAGAUUUAAGUUUAUGUGGGCCGCAAAAAAAAACCUUAUAUUUUCAUAGAAACGUAGGUUUAUUUUGAAAAGUACUCUAUAAAAAAAAAAACCAGCAUCCCCCUCUACUAAAUCCCAGCACCCCCUCUAGCCAACAAGCAACCUCCACUGACAUUGCUGCUGCCAGUAUGCGACUCCGGAGCCCGGCCUCUGGUAUAUCCCUAAUGGCGCCGUCCACACCCUGUGCCAAAGCGGAUCCUCCCUCUACUUGUUGACACUUUGUGAAGGUGGAGCAAGUUAACAUCAUGUUGGAAUGUGACGUGGCUUUGCGUGCCUCCGUGCACCUCCAGGUCCUCCACUGUCCAGCUGCGGCCAUUACAACACCGACCUGACAAACUUACUGACAGGCGCGCACACACAUUGACAGAUGCACGCACGCUUUCUUGUAAUAAUUCUUGGGGUCCAGUGGGGAUCUCCUUCCUGCUCCUCACUGCUGUAGUUUAGAGAUGCUGCGUGCCGGAAUAUGACGUCAUAUCCCAGGCGCCCGGCAUCACCACAGACGGCGCAUGAUGGAGCAGUGAGAAGCAGGAACAUUGAGCUCCCUCGCUGCAUCCACCGUCCCCUUCCCCCCCCCCCCAACCGGGUAAACUAUAGCAGAAUAGGCACCUGCAAUGUGGGGAAAGCGGGUGCCUACUCUGCUUGGAACACUAGGCAAUUAGGUAUGUACUCGCCGGGCCGCGAGUUUGACAUGCUUGGCCUAAGGAGAAAGGUGCAUAUAUGGUCGGCCAUACUGGUCAGAUUUUAUAAAAAUAUUUUUUUUUUGGUCAGAGAACCGUAAAGUGGAGGGAAGAAUGUUGAAUAAUCAAACAUAUCGUAUUAUUUCAUUGAAUCUCGCUAAUCUCUAAUAUAUUAAAUGCUUAUGAUUCAGUUUCCUACAGAAUGUUAGCUAUUUAAGUGCAAUAAUACUAAUACAAAUACUAUGCAUUCCCCUUAAGUAAUAUUCGUUUAAGUUCCUCAAAACACAUCUUUCCAGAAAUGCUUAUGGCCUCACAGAGUAACUUCUAUUUCACAAAUCUCUCUUGCACCUCCUAAAGGGCCACACUUGACUCUCACUUCCAGUUCUGCUACUUUCCCACCUUGUUUGCUGUCCCCCCUUAUACUUCACUCUUCUAGACUGUAUGCUCGUCUGAGCAGGGUCCUUCUAUUGUUCCUGUAACAUUUUGUAAUUACUUAUUGUAAAAUUUCCCUUUCAUGAUAUUAUACAGCACUGCAGAGUAAGUUGAUGCUAUUUAAACACCAGUAAUAAUACUAUUCGUUCCCCAUAGGUAAUAUUCUUCAGACUUAAUCCUUCCUGAAUCAGUGUCUUCAGUUUGUCACGUGUCCAUCUAGAUUAACCAUUUGUGCACAAAAAUGCUUCUGUUGAUGUUUUAAUGAACCUGUAAUGAAUCUUCCUAGUACCUGUCCUAACUCCUUUUGAGCUGCAGGGGAGAAUUUGCUUUACAGGAGAAAAGUCUAUGGUUUAGAGGGUAGCUAGCUAGCCAGGCCUUUUGCAUGCCACACCGUCUUUUGCUGGUAGGGCAUGAAGGUUCUCAGGUACCCUCACAAACUAGGUCAUAACAGCAUCCACUGAAAGGGGACUUCUGUCCGUGAAUCAAUGCAGAUGUUAUGCCAACGUGCAGCAUCUUGCCUAUUUAAUAGCUGUAGCUCUAUAGAACCUGCCGUAACUAAACCUACCCUGUCUGCAUAUGUUCUUUCAUGGAUUAUUUUGCUUUGAGACAAUUUGUUUUUGGUCCCUAACUGAUUAUUUAGCCAAUCACAAGUCAGAGCACUGCUGUUCUUCUGAUCUUUGUAAGCUUUUAUCCACUUCAAAGCACUUAUACCAGUGUGUUUGGGCUAAUUUUUUUUUUUUUCUCUCCAUCAGGUUUCUCAGCAUGCUGCUAAAUGUAUCCCUGCCAUGAUUUGUCCAGAGCUUACUGAGCAAAUAAGAAGGGAGAUUGCGGCGUCUAUGCAUCAGAGGAAAGGGGACUUUGCCUGUUACUUUUUGACAGACUUGGUAACCUUCACGUUACCUGCAGGUAUGAUGAUUUCGUUAUUUAUAUUUAACAAAUACUCUCGAAUAAUGAUUUGUGUUUUGAUCUGUUUAAAUGCCUGAUAAAGGUGGUAAAUUUAGCUACAUCUGUUCGUUUGAACUUUUGGCCAAAACAUGUAGUCCAGUGUGGGUGGUGGCUUGGCAAAGGUUGAUGGGUACACAAUUUUUUUUUAAUUUAUUUUUUUAGUGGUUGACCAUAAUGUAAUGAGGUUUGGCUUAAUGAAAUCCUGUGCACAGGUAGGAACACAUGAUAAACAUGUGUUGUAAAUUCUCCGCCUGCCUCCACCCCAUAUUAGUCACGUAGCAGUGUUUUACUGUACCCAAACUCUCCUCUAGUCUCACUGCUAUGUAGAAGUUGGUUAUGCACAGCAGAACUUCCUUGUACAUUUCAUUCUAUUCAGAGGUUGUAAUUCACACGUUAGAAAUACAUCUACUAAAUCUGUGAUGGUUAAGAAAUAGUUUUUUAAACUUGAUUUUAGAAGGGAUCUGUAUCCUUCAUUAGAGUUAACACAUAUUGAAGCAGAAAUUGAAAUUUUCAUCUUGUUUUGUAACUUUUUUCCACAAUUUGGUUAGGCUGUUGACCAUUGUCUGGAUUCUGUUGGGUGGGUGGACAGCGUAAAAUCAGGAAAUUUUGCAGAGAGUAUACACUGUAAACUAGGUAUUUGAGGACUAUUGAAGAGCUUGCACAAUCAGCCUGCCCAAGCACACUUCAAUUUUUAGAGUCAUCGGUUCUAUUUAUCUACUGCACCUAUAUCUAAUACAUGCUGUUUGAAAAUUUUAUAUAUAUAUAUAAUAUAUUGUAACAUGGUGUAAGUGUCAUUACUUACAAUAUUUGAUGUAACUUUUUAAAGAGUACAAACUUUUUUUAUUUUUUUUAUUCUUUCUUUAGUCACCAUCCAAAAAUAUUACAGACCUCACAUUAUGUGCAAAAAGUUGUACGAGAUGCCAUAACAACAAUAUAGACUAGAGAGUAUUGUAGCGUAACAUUAGGAUUGAGGAUUUUGUUAAUUAAAAGUAAGAUAAUAUCAAGUGAGCGUUGUAUUGUACUGCAUAACAUUCAGCAAGGUAUGUAGUGGGGUUAGGAGCAUAAGAUGCCUCCAUGAAAGGGAGUUGAGACUUAAGGGAGAGUAACCUGCAUGGAGGAGACAUUUGUGAAGUAUGAGUUCCUUAGUAAGGGAGGACAUGGAUCUCCUCCAGUCCAUGGUGGCUUUAGACAAAUCUGGAAAGAAAGUCAGAAAGUGCUCCUAAAAUCUGUGUUUUAUUACGGACCGCUGCCAUAAGAGUCGGUCCUGGCUCUGCUGAAACCGGACGAUAAUGUCCCUGCUAGUCCCAGUGUCGCCAUUUGUCUGCUUUGGUAUCCAGAACCAGCCGUCCAGUGGCAUGGCUUUUGCCUGUUUGGUGCUGAAGAGGUGGAUAAGUAGCCUGUGGAAGAAAUGAGGGAGUUCUCCUGUCUCUAUUUUAUCUGUUAAGCCGCGUAUUUUCACGUUCCUCAAACACCUUUUAUCUUCUAAGGCUGCCAUAAGGUCUUGAGUUUGUGCCUGAGAACGGUGCAGUGCCUGUAGUUUGUGUUCUAGACUGGAGACAAGGGUUUCAUGAGCCGUAGUAUUCAGCUCUGUGGUGUGUAGUCUUGCUGAAACUUUGAUUUCCGAUUUUCCCGAAAUUAGCCUAUAUUGGCUGCAAUGUUUCAGCGGAGCUCUUCUAAGAGGUCUAUCUGCUUCUCCUCCGUGACUGAUUGCUGUGCCCAUGGCUUGAGAGGUGAGGCAGGAUAUCUUCUUACCAGUUGGGUCACAGGUAAACUUUCCGCAAGGGAAGCCUCGCUAGAUGCUCGGGAAGGCCCAUCCGAUGGUGACGCCAUUACAGGCCCCUGGGGGUUUUGUUGCCUCCACAGUAGAUCGCCUAUAUUGGCAGUUGCCGGAGGUUUGUCAGCUUUAUAUUUCUUGCUUCUGCGUCCCAUUCCUGGGACAAGGGGAUUGUAACGGACCACCUGGUACCCCAACUGGACACCUCAGUCAACAGAUGCUUCCUAGCUGAUGCCGAGGGCUAUAAGCACCGCAUCGGACACCACAAGCACCGCAGACUCCACAACCGCCGUAGCUUAACUGGAAUCUCGCAGUCUUCCUCCUACCCUGGACCAACGGCUGAUAUCCAGGACCGUGUGGGAAAUACCUCUCCUCCAGGAAAGCAUAACAGGAACAGCUCUUACAAGAGCUAGUGAUUAUCCAAGGGAGUAUACCGAGUAUAGCAAUCCCUGGUAGUGAUAUAGCGGUUUCCCCCAAUAAGAGACAGAACUCAGUAUUGAGGGUGAAGAAGUCUGUUUAAUGGAAGCCACAGCUGUCCUUUUAUGCAGGUUUCUCAACAAGGGUGACGCCCAGGUGGACCUUGUUGGGCAAAGGCACACAAAGUGAAAACAAUGAAAACAAUGUGACAAUGAAUGACACUCCCACAUACAGUACACAAUCCCUCCCAUAUGCCUGUGAUAUAAUUAAGGCAGAUAAUGCGUUAACUUAAUUAUUCCCAAGCAGAAAAAACACACGUUUAUAAAGUACCAUAAGUACCCCAAAACACAACAUAUCCCCGUAAAUCACAUCCCCUGAUAGCCCUGAUCUGGGUGAACAACAUAUCCCAAAAUCACCCAGAUCGGUUCAGUGGUUCAGGAAUUUCCUGCAGGUCAUAGUUUUGACCCACCGUGCACAUGGUCCAUGCCCAAAACAGUUCCAGAGAAUUAGGGCUGACAGUCGGUCUCUCUGGACUACAAAAGUACAUACUUCACAUGAACAGAGCGUUUUAAAGUGCAUUGGGAAAGGUAUAUUGCAGGGCCCGUAGUCCUGAGGCUGGCCAGCAGGCCCCUCCAAAAGCCAGGGGCGACGUGGCUUUUGCCACAGGGAUCAGGGCAAGUUUGGGUAAGAGAAAUUUGAAAAAUUUGCUUUUUAUUUAGUUUUUGUAGAUUUUCGUCCGGAGCAUGACAGAAAUGUGUCCUGUCAGUAUGGCCGCUGGCUCUCCCCCCAAAGAGUACAAGUUUAGCUCUAUGUGGUACAAACUAAAUUGCUUGAAAAUCUAGGGAUAAAAAACCCAAUCUUCUUGAGGUUCACUUUCAUAGUCUUUCAUAGUCUUCCAUAUGCUGUAAAGGCUACUCAUCAGGUCUGAAGUGGCUGGUCAUGAAGUCAUCCCAUAAUUGUACGAUGCUGAACGUGUAACUUUAAAAUUGCCUGCACACACAUUUUACGAUGCUGAACGUGUAACUUUAAAAUUGUCUGCAUUGGAAGGGAAGACCUGAUACUGUUAAAUGGUGAGAUUUAAGUUGUGUAUUAACAUGGAAGAGUAUGCAACCUAAGGCUUUCUGGUAAUUAAAGGUCCCAUGAUCUCUUGCCUCCAUAGCUUGCACAUGAUCAUGGAAUUUGGUAUUCACCAAUGCACAAGGGGUGCAUAUACAGAUUAUUCUAGGUAAUCUUUUGUGGAGGAUUUUUCCUUUAUCCAUGGCUGAACAGCCUUAAGUCGCUAUCUGCCGUUUAGAAAUGCUUGCCAUCAAAAUUAAUUCAUGUCUUGUUUCUCAUCAGAUAUUGAGGAUUUGCCUCCUACUGUUCAAGAGAAGCUUUUUGAUGAAGUUCUGGACCGAGAUGUGCAGAAAGGUAAUAAAUACAUUGUGUGCUGAAACUAAGCAGGUGGUUGAUAUCUGGGUCAAAAUAUAUUAAAUAAAUAAAAUUAAACAUCUCAUGACAAGUAUAGAUCCAAUAAUUUAGGAGCUCAAAACGUGUAAUAACUGGCAAUUUUUUAUUAAUAUAUUAUAUAUAAAAAAAAUUUUUUUUUUUUUUUUUUUUUAAGAGCAUCACUCUGUUUAGUUGAAAAUAUUGCAGACUUGAAGCAGUAAUACAAAUAAUUCUUGGACAAACCCCAAAAUGUCUGAAGUUGCACAUGUUCAGUUAACAGACUUAAGUGUUCAGAGUCUCCAGAUAGAAAAUCACUUAGAUUUUUAAAAUUCUUUUCAUUGCCAGUGUAAUCUAUUCCUGUGUGCUGAACACAGUUUUUUUCUAUUUCCUUUUAUCCUAGAGCUAGAGGAGGAAUCUCCUAUUAUUAAUUGGUCUCUGGAGCUGGGCACCCGUCUGGACAGCAGACUUUAUGCACUUUGGAACCGCACGGCGGGAGACUGCUUGCUUGACUCAGUACUUCAAGCAACGUGGGGCAUCUAUGACAAAGACUCGGUGCUAAGAAAGGCUCUGCAUGACAGUCUUCAUGACUGCUCUCACUGGUUAGUUAAGCAAUGGUGCUAUUAUACAUUAACAGCAAUAUUCACGGAGUUAUAUUCAAAAUUCAGCGUCGAACACAUGCACAGAUCAACCAAACCAAAGAUUGAAAAGUUUUGUGUUUAUGUUUAGGCCAUAUGUUUCCUUGUUGGUUGUCAUCUGCUAGAAUUUCCUUUUUGCUGUAACCAUUUUCCUUUUUUCUGUGUUCAUCUUUUGACUGUCUGUUUGCAGGUUUUACAGCCGAUGGAAGGAGUGGGAGUCGUGGUACUCUCAGAGCUUUGGAUUACAUUUCUCUCUACGAGAGGAACAGUGGCAGGAAGACUGGGCUUUUAUUCUGUCAUUAGCAAGCCAGGUAAGGAGAGCCUGUGUUCCACCACCAUUCCAAACCAGAAAUUGACACUCAUUUGACUAAUUCAGGGAAGUGUUUGCAUCAUUUUAUUGUAUUCCUUGAUCUGGGAUCUAUUACAAAAGAUGAAAACCUCUCUGGCAACUGGAUAGCUAUUUUCCAGUGUAUGUCAAUAGAUAUGCUAUUCUGUUUUCAGAUUUAAGUGCAUCUCUCAAAAAUCCAGCCCUACAGCUCAUGAUAAAUAUUCUCCCCCUUUCCUUCCAUGUACACACAUUCUAGGUGUAUUUAUUUGCAUGUAGGUCAAAUAAAAGUGACACUUUCUCUGUGGAGAUCCUCCCCUGUGAGGCUGUUAACCUCUACAACAAGUCGCUAAAGAAAAGCCAAGCAUGAAUUAUAGAAGAAUGCUUUCCUCUGGGCAUAUGCAGUACUGCUGCUAGUCUGUGCAUGGACCUGAGUGCUUGCAUGCACGCUGAAACAGUGCGUGCAAACACGUUCAGCAUUCCUCUUCUUGUUGGAAACAGAAGCCAUAUUAGGUGCUCAAUUCUACAGAUUUCUUACAUUAUAUGCUCCAUGGAACAUGUUAAGUAGAUGUUGUAUUACAUAUCAUAGUUACUAAAACACCAAUAAUGUAGAUGUAGCGGAUCGACUAUAUUAAAUCCCACAAAUUCCGCUGGUACAUACAGUAAUCCACAGUCAAGCGCUGAAAAGUAAUGCAAUAUCCCAAAUCCCACAGUAACCGGACGAAACACAGUUCUGGGAGUCAACUGAGGUCUUUAUUUGCAGCUCCAGUAUUUAUGCAAGUCCCCAUGCAAGGGGUUUCCAUACUGUCAUAGCAGGGGUAACACAGUAAGGGACUACAUGGGGGACUUCACAUUCUGGGCGUUUCUCCCAUCAGGCACUGCUGCACGAGAGGGACACUUCCACUGGAAUGUACUGUUAAGUGGAUUAUCCCUCCGUGCAGCAGAACCGGCAGUUUACUUUAAAAUAUCUAUCUUUCUCAAUACUUGGUUGAUUUACACGAAUGGACGUUUGGUAGAUAGCUGGGGUCUGAGCACAUAGUUCGUGAGAUUACCGCUCAGACCCCAGCUAAAACAACCGAACGCCGCACGAAAAACAUAUUCAUCGUAACAUACACUUAAAAGACCGAUUGGUAUACGGGGAGUAAAAUACCGAAGAGCCCGGAACUCCCGAACGGCCUGGAAGCCCAGCGGUGUUCGCGCCGUCGAGUAGCCGUUUUCAGUACCACGCGCUCGACGACCGAACACCGCUGGAGAGUCAAAGGAUCCAAGAUGGCCGACCGCCGCGUGGUCCGUAGUCUAACGACGGCCACCUAGGAGAGUCUCUAAUUGCCGAUUGCAACAUUGACUAAUAGUCUCUUAGUGUGUGGGCUAUUAAAGGAUAGUUCAUUCGGUUCACGAACAGCCCACAAAGGCGCUGUUCGUGAAACGAAAUAGAAUACAGCUAUCUGCUUUCGGCAGAUAGCUAAUACAGGCAAUACAACAUACAGGAUACAGCAGAUUACAACUAGGACAUAUACAAUUGCAGGAAAUAUACAGGCAACCCUUAAAACCAUAUUGUCUGUUUAGUCCAAGUGGCUAGGUUUGCCACAAUGCUCCCCCAGAACCAAGCCGGCAUACACAGUCUGAUCCUAACGGAUUGGCUUGGGGAUGUCCGGAGGAGGGCUCACAGAUCACAUUUCAAAGUCAGUCUGUCGAGAUAACCCGUCGGCGUUACCGUUUUGUUUCCCGGGGCGAUAAUGGAUUGUAAAGUCAAAAGGCUGCAGCGCCAAACUCCAGCGCAGCAGCCUGGCGUCUCCAGCCACACCAACGGGUUGUGAUCUGUGAACAGUGAAAAGGGUUGCCCAUAGAGAUAUGGUUGUAACUUUUUCAGGGCCCACACCACGGCCAGGCAUUCUUUCUCAAUGGCGGCGUAGCUCACUUCUCGGGGUAACAACUUCCGGCUUAAAUAAGCUACAGGGUGUUCUCUGCCAUCUGCUCUAACUUGGCUCAGUACUGCUCCCAAUCCAAACAUUGAAGCGUCUGUGUGGACAAGAAAGCGUUUAGUUGGAUCAGGAGCAGCAAGUACAGGUGCAUUAGUUAGAGCCGUCUUAAGUUGGGUAAAUGCCUGUUCACACUCUGGGGCCCAGACGACCUGUCGGGGUAAGUUCUUGCGAGUCAGGUCAGUCAGGGGUUUUGCCAGGGCACUAUAAUUGGGCACGAAUUUUCUGUAGUACUAUCCUGCGGUACACAGGAAGGCGAGUACUUUGGUCUUGGUCCUAGGGGUGGGCCACUUGGCUACGGCUUCAAUUUUAGCUGGCUCGGGUUUUUGUUGCCCGCUUCCUACCCGGUGGCCUAAGUACUGUAUUUUCGGCCAUCCCUAUGUGACACUUGCUAGGCUUCAGUGUCAACCCUGCCUCUCUAAUACGGUCAAUUACCGCCCUUAUGUGUUGUAAAUGCUCUGCCCAGGUGUGGCUAUAUAUGGCGAUAUCGUCCAGGUAUGCGCAUGCAUAAUCCUAGAACCCAUCCAGUAGCCGAUCUACUAUCCGCUGAAAGGUCGCCGGGGCGUUCUUCAUCCCGAAUGGCAUGACCUUAAACUGAUACAGGCCAAACGGGGUGACAAACGCCGACUUGGGGAUGGCAUCCUCGGCUAAUGGAAUCUGCCAGUAUCCCUUACAUAAAUCUAUGGUGGUAAGAUACUGGCCUCUUGCCAUCCUAUCCAGCAGCUCGUCUAUCCGGGGCAUCAGGUAGGCAUCAGACACAGUUUUGCCAUUUAGCCUCCGGUAGUCCACACAAAACCGGGUUGUACCAGGACUACCGGCGAUGCCCAGGGGCUAUCAGAGUGUUCAAUAACCUCUAACUGCAGCAUCUCCUCAAUCUCCUUCCUCAUGUGUUCCCUGACUGAUUCAGGGAUCCGAUAUGGGGUCUGCCGCUUCGGUAGCUGUCCAGGGGUUUCAACUCGGUGAGUGGCCAGCGGAGUGUACCCAGGCAAGUUGGAGAAAGUGGCGCCUUUCGCCGCUAUCAACUCCUGUACCUGAGCUCGCUCUUGAGUGCUUAGCCGCUCCCCCAGUUGAACCCCCUUGGAGGGCUCUGCCUGCUCGUCUCGCUCUAACAGAUCGGGUAGUGGCAGAUUCUCCUGAUCUUCUGAGGCUGGUGUGCAUAUGGCGGCCACGUCCUCGGUCCUCUCCUCCCUGUCAUACCAGCGGCGCUGUCAUUGCUGGGCCGCCUGGAGAUUGGUGCGUACGGCCUGGGUUAAGUCCUCCAGGCGGUCCCUGAACUCUAGCACGUAUGGUACAAUAGGGGUCCCAUCUGCGCUACUCUCUCCCUCCCAACGGUCCCCUCACUCUUCUCCCAAAUAAUAAUUCAAACUGGGAAAAACCUGUCGACUCUUGGGGUACUUCUCUAUAUGCGAAUAGCAAAUGGGGAAGAAAUCGUUCCCAGUCCUUAUGGGCCUCUCCAAAACGUACGGAGCAUCUGCUUCAGGGUACCAUUGAAUCUUUCGCAUAAGCCGUUGGUCUGGGGGUGAUAGGCAGAGUUGUCGAUCGGCUUAAUGCCACAUAUCCUCCACAAUUGCUGGGUGACUAUCCUCCACAAUUGCUGGGUGACUAUCCUCCACAAUUGCUGGGUGACUAUCCUCCACAAUUGCUGGGUGACUAUCCUCCACAAUUGCUGGGUGACUAUCCUCCACAAUUGCUGGGUGACUUCGGCCGUGAACUGGUUCCCCCUAUCAGAUAUUCUCUCCUGAGGAAACCCUACUCUGGAAAAGACUUUCAUCAAGGCCUCGGCCACCGUUUCGGCUUGAAUAUUAGGCAGGGCGAUGGCCUCGGGGUACCGGGUGGCGUAGUCCACCACGGUCAGGAUAUACCUCUUCCCGGAGGGACUAGGCUUAGGUAAUGGUCCCACUAUGUCAACGGCCACUCUGCUAAAGGUCUCCUCAAUAAUGGGCAGGGGGCACAGUUUCGCUUUGUGGCGGUCCCCCCUCUUACCUACUCGCUGACCAAUAUCACAUGAGGUGCAGUAAUGCCUCAUGUCUUUGGAGAUACCUGGCCAGAAAAAGACGUGUGUCCGCCGAUAACGUGUACGGGUCAUUCCUAAAUGGCCAGACAGGGGGAUAUCGUGAGCUAUCCUAAGGAGCUCCUGCCUAUAUUUUUGGGGGACCACUAACUGUUUGGUGUGUACCGUGACGGAGCCUCCUAUUACUCUCUCUGCUACCCGGUAUAACAGACCUUUCUCCCAGAUAUACUGCUCCCCCUCUAACCAGGCCUGAUCGGUGCUUACCCUAUCCCGGUAUACCUGCAACGUGGGGUCUGACUUAACCUUGGCUUCAAACGUGGUCGGGGUAUCCUAGGUCAUGCGGGUCAUGGUCUCUUACCUGAGCCUCAGAGUGCGUUGGUGGAACCGUGGUGCGAGCCUGCUGCCGGGUGGUCACAGGAUGUGCUUCUUGCAUAGGGGCCUGGGGUAUAAAUGCGGAGGUCAUCCGGCCCAAGUCGUUCCCCAAUACCACAUCCGCAGGUAAUUUUUCAUAAUGGCCACUUCCACUACCCCCUCCCCAGCACCCCAGUUCAAAUGUACCUUUGCAGUGGGCAGGCGGUACAUUGCUCCCCCGCCACCCGUACUGCCACAGACCCGCCAGUGUGAGCGGUACCCGGAACCAAAUGUGGAGCCACCAGAGUCAAUGUGGCUCCUGAGUCACGCAGUCCCUGUACUUCUUUGCCUUCCACAGUCUCUAGUUGGCGAUGAUGUUGCCGGUUGUCAGUGGCUUGUACAGACAUCACCUCGUGCAGGAUGCCCAGGGGUUCCUCUGCCUGGAUGCUCAGCAGUUCUUGGGUGUCAGGUUCCACCUGGUAGUGAUGGGCCGCCGCCCUUGGUGCUGGGUUCUGCCUCACUUGGUUCCAGGCUUGUCGGCUCCGGUUCUGGGUGCAUUCUCUAGACAUAUGUCCCCACUGUCGGCAGGUAUGGCACUGGAUGUUGGACCUGCCGUUGUAGCGGGAGGGAGGUGGUUGGUUCCCUUGGACCGGUCUAAACGGAGUGGGGUUGGAGGUUGCGGGCGUGACUGUGCUAGGUUGCAUAGGGGGUCGAGUGUAGCUCCGAUUAACUGGCCCAUGAUGCCUCCUUGCAUCAAAAUGUUGAUUGGCCAAUCUGGCUGCUUCAGGUAGGAUGAGAGGUUUGCGGUACCUCACCCAUUCUUGUGCUUCUGGGGACAAUCCAUUGAAAAAUUGUUCCAAUAACAUGAGUUGGCGCAAUUCCUCCAUGGUGGUGGCUUGGCUCGCCUGUAUCCACCCCUGCGAGGCUUGGUCUAGCUUGUGUGCCCAUUCCGCGUAUGAAUCUUUUUCCGGUUUGCGCAAUCCUCUGAACUUGCGCCGAUAAGCUUCUGGCGUAAUGGCAUACCUCUCCAGUAUAGCCCUUUUUACUUUUGCAUAGUCUUUGCUGUCCUCCCUGGGGACAGCGCGAUAGGCUUCUGCUGCCCGCCCCGCCAGUUUUACUGCCAGCAGGGGUACCCAUACUGCCUGUUCUAAGUCGUGCAGGUCACAUAGCCUUUCAAAGUCCUGCAGGUACCCAUCGAUCUCAUCCUUCUCCUCACAAAACAUUUUGAAGGCAUGAUAGGGGAUUUUCGGCUUUACCUGACCGUAGAUGGAGGCAGUGAUGGAUUCUGCCCUGGACGGUGCCUCCUGUGGGUGGUGUGCCAUCACGUAAUCCUGCACAUCAGCCAUCAGGACCGUCAGGAUGUCCAGGGGUACUGGCUGUGGUAGAAACUCCAUCUGGGUUCGCAUUUCCCUUUGGUAUUGGGUUUCUUCCCUGGCUGGUGGGGGUGUGCUGUUGUGAGCUCUGUCUCCCUCCAUUAGUUCAGCGAUCAGCACGGCUUUGGACUUGUUGCUGGCUAUCUUCCCUCUAGCUUCCAGCAGUUCCUUUAGUGUCUGCCUUUUCAGUGUAGCAUAAUCCGUCUCCAUUCACUGUUUUCUUUCGGCUCUUUGCUGCAUAUGAAUUGCCAUUCCCUUUUUUUGUUCGGUUAUUUUUCAUCCGAACGCGCUUUUCGGCUGUAAGGUUGGAUCCCGUCGCUUGCCACCAAUUGUAGCGGAUCGGCAAUAUUAAAUCCCACGAAUUCUGCUGGUACAUACAGUAAUCCACAGUCAAGCUCUGAAAAGUAAUGCAAUAUCCCAAAUCCCCCAGUAACCGGACGAAACACAGUUCUGGGAGUCAACUGAGGUCUUUAUUUGCAGCUCCAGUAUUUAUGCAAGUCCCCAUGCAAGGGGUUUCCAUACUGCCAUAGCAGGGGUAACACAGUAGGGGACUACAUGGGGAACUUCACAUUCUGGGCAUUUCUCCCAUCAGGCACUGCUGCACAAGAGGGACACUCCCACUGGAAUGUACCGUUAAGUGGAUUAUCCCUCAUGCAGAACUGGCAAUUUACUUUAAAAUAUAUUUCUUUCUCAAUACUUGAUUGAUUUAAACAAAUGGACGUUCGGUAGAUAGCUGAGGUCUGAGCACAUAGUUCGUGAGAUUACCGCUCAGAUCCCAGCUAAAACAACCGAACGCCGCACGAAAAACAUAUUCAUCGUAACAUACACUUAAAAUACCGAUUGGUAUACGGGGAGUAAAAUACCGAAGAGCCCGGAACUCCCGAACGGCCUGGAAGCCCAGCGGUGUUCGCGCCGUCGAGUAGCCGUUUUCAGUACCACGCGCUCGACGACCGAACACCGCUGGAGAGUCAAAGGAUCCAAGAUGGCCGACCGCCGCGUGGUCCGUAGUCUAACGACGGCCACCUAGGAGAGUCUCUAAUUGCCGAUUGCAACAUUGACUAAUAGUCUCUUAGUGUGUGGGCUAUUAAAGGAUAGUUCAUUCGGUUCACGAACAGCCCACAAAGGCGCUGUUCGUGAAACGAAAUAGAAUACAGCUAUCUGCUUUCGGCAGAUAGCUAAUACAGGCAAUACAACAUACAGGAUACAGCAGAUUACAACUAGGCACAAAUACAAUUGCAGGAAAUAUACAGGCAACCCUUAAAACCAUAUUGUCUCUGUUUAGUCCAAGUGGCUAGGUUUGCCACAGUAGAACAUCAUUAUUGUGCUACUUUUUAUCUUUUUGAUCCAAAAAAAGAGCAGCGAUCUGUUGUGAACAUUGCUUGACAAAUAGAAUGCGGGAAGCUUUAAUUUAUAAAGCCACACUAAAUGUGCCAGGAGCAAAAGACUGAGCCAAAUACACGGCAUGUUUUUGGGCGCUCUAUGACUAAAUGGAUGAAUUCAAAGGUCAUAGCUUGGUGACUCCUAAAAAGAACAGGAAACUGAAUUGUAAUCCCAAUUUAGUCUGAGUCUCGCUCCCCCUUUCUCUAAAAUGAUUAUUUCAUAAAGAUUUUAUCUUUAGAAAAUUUUGUCUCACUGACUUUGUUGGAAUCUCACUGAAAUUCCAAUGCUGCCAAAAGAUAUAUGAAGUCAAAGUAGGGACUAUUUUGUGUUAGUCUUUUGUCAAGCAUAGGGAAUAUACAGAGUUACCACAAUAGUUUUGUCGUUUCCCCCAGCUGCAGGGUAAAGGCAUGGUCUGUGGAGGAUCCAGUGGUCUUGCUGUAUCUUUUAUAGAGCUCAGUGUUGUACUGUUGCGCAUGUGGAGCACUGACUUUGGCUCCUGGGAGAUGAAACACCUGACCAUUGCACUUGUAGAUUAAAGGGUUAACAUACUAAGAAAUAUUCAGACAGCAUGCCAUCUGUUUUCUUACAAGAUCUUUCUAGUUUACCACAUUCUAAUUUUAUUUAUAUAUAUAUAUAUAUAUAUAUAUAUAUAUAUAUAUUUAUAUUAGAGGUUUAAACUGAGCUUAUGUUGAGGGAAUAAAAAACACUUCUAGUAAUUUUAGUGUAAUAAAUUAUUCAUAUGUAAAAAGCAAGCUAUGGAACUUGGCACAAAUGUGACACAAAAGGUAAGGGUAGGGUAGAAAAUAGUCUGCUAGGAUAGUAUUCAUUGAGGGCUUAGUGUUUUUUGUUUUGAUGACAGAAUAAAACUAACAUAACCAAAAAAAGCAGUGUGAACAGUAAAACACAUGUAGCGGGGAGAUGAGGUUAAAAUUCCAGGGUCUCUAAGAAAGGCUGAGGAGUGCCACUUCUGACUACAAGAUCCACUUCCAAGGGAUAGGACAGAGGACUCCAAAUGGUUCAACAAGAAAAUGUAUUGAUACAAAAUUAAAAACCAUAAAGCCUUCUUCCAGUGCGAAUUAUUCAUUUUUGCCUGUCCUUUUCAUACUUGAUUCUAGUGAUGAAAUGAGGAAUUGUGGAGAACUGACAAGGAAUUGCACGCUUCAGGCAAAAAUAGAGUAUUUUCUCCCUAAAAUGUGCAAUUUCUAGAAUUCGCAAUCUUGUGAAUAGACCCAUACGAGGUGUAUGCUAGCUUGUGUUCUGCUUGACUGAGACAUAUUUAUAAAGAAAUUAAAAGGAAUCUACUUGAUUUCGGAUAGAUUUUUUAUUUCCCUUUUUUUGGGUCUCUGUUUUGCUUAUUAUUGGCUUUCCAUAAACUGCAUGGCUUCUUUUAGAAAGUAUUAAUACUUUGCUAAACUUCUCCUAAUGCGUAAACAUCAUUUUAGAUCAAACCAGUACUGGUCCUUUUAAAUUGUUACCUUAUGCCAAGAGAACAAAGUCCCAAAUUCCUGUCAAAAAGCUUUUACUGAUCUUUAAUGCAUGGGCUCUCAUCUUCCACAUUCACCACUCUCUCACAUGCUUUCUUCUUGCUUUGUAUUAAUGUUCUCGAUUCCCAGAUUUCCCAUAGCAGCACUUAAGCAGCAUGCACGUCAGCAAAUGGAUGCACGCAUUGUAAUUGGUCUAUACAUCUAGGCCGUUAUAUUUCUGAGAGGAGUUACUGGCAGUUUGCCAUACAAAACAUACUAAGGCUAACAAAGGAGUGUUUUUUUGUUGGGUUUUUUAUUUAUUUUUUAUUUUUUAUUUUAUUGGUAUUCAGAAACCUUUUGGGAUGCUGGAACAGAAACGUCCCCUCUCGAAUUAUCGCUUUUGUCAAAUUAUAAAUGUUUAAGUAGGUUUGUAAACCAUGCUUUUGAAUGUGUAUUUCAUGUAUUUUUUUUCCCCUACUUAUCUUAUAUUGAUUACGCAAGAAUUGAUUAACAUGUUUGCUAGCCGUUAAGAACUUGUCCAUCUUAUGGCAUAACUUUUUAUUUGGGGUUUUGUAUUUUUGUGCUUAGCCCGGAGCAAGCUUGGAACAAACGCACAUUUUUGUCCUUGCGCACAUUCUAAGACGACCAAUCAUAGUGUAUGGAGUGAAAUAUUACAAGAGCUUUCGUGGGGAGACGCUGGGGUACACUCGCUUUCAAGGUAUGUCCUGUUAUUGAUGCCAUAGAUUAGACUUUAAAAUCACUCCAAAAAGAUUUUUUGUUCUCUACAAAAUAAAUAUAAAUCAAUCAGAAAGGUUUUGCAAUUCUUAAGUAAGUGUUAAGUAACUAGUUUACCAGAUUGUUCUACCUGGUUGCUUCUGUAGGAGAUAUGAUCUAUUAAAAGCUGGUUCCAUCUAGGUGUCAAAAAUAAAACUAGCACUAAAUGUUACAAUUUUUAUUGAGAUUUAGAAGUGUGAAUGUGUAUAGCUAUCUAUUACUGUUGUUCCAUUAUGCAGAUUGUUUUGAAAGGUGGGUGACCUCAAAUAUUCUGAUGCAGUUUGACCCUAAGUGCUUGUUUCCAAUAUUGUUGCUAAGCGGUCACUGUAAGCAGCUGGGACUAAUGGGUGCUGAUUACCAACUGGUUUCCAAGGGAUGGGUGACUACAGCUGCAGUAUUUAGUGGGCAGAAAAGUACUUUGCGACACCUGAGUUAAGAGUGCCAGACAGAGGGAACAUCGGCAUUCUGUGUAAAUACCCUGCCAUGGGCAACCAGUCUGCUUCUGGGAUUACCACAGUAAGAUGGAAAGGGUGGGGUGGGGGGAUGGUAUCUGAGCUGAAAGUUGGGGCCGUCCAGUAUGUUGGCAUGUUACACAUGCUGUUGUGACAUGGUUGAAAAAUAAAAUAUGCCUUAGUUUUUGUUGUGGAGCAGUUUAGCAUUACUGUUGCUCUGCUAGAAGUAAUGAUCAACAGUCAUAGUGCAUCGAAUGCAAUUCCAAUUUCUGUUUGUAAAGAUUUUGUGUAUGUAGAGAGACGUAACUUAUGCACCCCUUUCUUUUUUAGGAGUGUAUUUGCCUCUGCUGUGGGAGCAAAGUUUCUGCUGGAAAAGCCCCAUUGCUUUGGGCUAUACUCGGGGCCACUUCUCAGCUCUUGUAGCCAUGGAGAAUGAUGGCUAUGACAAUCGUGGGGCUGGUGCAAACCUAAACACAGACGAUGAUGUUACGGUUACCUUUCUGCCACUGGUGGACAGUGAACGGAAACUUCUGCAUAUUCAUUUUCUAUCUGCGCAAGAGGUGAGAUGAUGCCUUUUUUUUUUUUCUCGUCUAAUGAUUGUCAAUUUAUUAUUGAAUUAUUGAUGCUCGUCCUAGGACUGGUAAGCUGUAUUUACCAUAUGGCAGAUUUAGUGUUAGAGAUUUGAAUAGACUUCUUGAUGAGGAAUCUCUAGAGCAUGUUGAGGGGAGGGGGGUUAGUGAGUGAUAGGCUUAAAGUGGUGCUGUCCUAGUCAAAUCCUGUUUUUUUUUUUUUGUUUGUUUUUUUAACCCCUCCCAACUCCUCUACAUCUAAUUGUCCCCCUAGUCAUCCCCUAAGCCCCCCAAUUAUUUUUUUUUAAUAAAGACCUACCUACCCCCUCAGCCUAACAAUAGUUAGGGGAAAACAAGCAAACUAACUACCUGUAAAUAAAAAAUAACUUGCAAUUUGUCUUUUUUCUAAAGUCUUUUUUUUCUCAGCCCCAAAAAAGGCCAAAUAAAAAUCCAUAAUACCGUCGCAAUAAAAAAAUUUAAUCUUUCUUCACCCAGCAAGGGCACCGUGCAGACUGAGCUCCGCAGGGCCUGAAAAGGCCUCUAAAGCCUUCCCACACCCUGCAAUUUGACUCUAGGUGCUCUGAUUGAUCCCAAGCCAACCAACCAGAGUGCUCUGACAGGUAAGUCUCUUCAUUUACCUGUCAGAGCACUCUGAUUGGUUGGCUUGGAAUCAACCAAUAGGAGUGCACAAAGUCAAAUUGCAGGGCAUGGGAAGGCUUUACAAGCCUUUCCCCGUCCUGCAGAGCGCAGUCUUCACGGUGCCCUUGAUGGGUGAAGAUGGAUUACUUUUUUUAGCAUUGGGUUUUUGCACUGGUUGUUUUUUUUUUUUUGGUUUGUUUGUUUUUUGCAACAAGAAUUAUGGAUUUUUAUUUAGCCUUUUUUGGGGCUGAAAAGACAUCAAAUGGUGUGUGUUUUUUUUUGUUUUUGUUUUUUUUAACCGGUAUUUCGUUUUCAUCUUACCCCCUCACUAUUUUUAGGGUGAUGGGGGCAGGUAGGACAAGAAAUGUCAAUGUGUCGUGUCCAUUUUUAUUUAGGGGUGGAUCCUGGGGGGACGGGAGAAAAGAACAAUUUAGGUCUCAGCCUUUUGGUAGAUCAAUCCCUGAUACCCUGGGAAUUAGGCGUUUCCUACUAAGCAGCUGCAAGAUGCAAGGGCUGGGAGGGUGGAGGGGGGGGAGAAGGGGGUUACAUUUAGCUCCCACCUGUCGGGAUUCAGCUCCCUUUAGCAAUCCACCAAUGGGCUGCUCCAUUGGACCAAUCCUUUCACUCUCAGAUGCCCCAGGUCCUCGGUGGUGCCGUAUGAUCAAGUUUCACAAACACCCUUAUGGAAUUGGGUUUACAGUAAUUAACACUAGUCCUUUCAAACAUUGCCAAAGUCAUCUAGAGGUCUAAAAUUUAAGAGUUGUUAAAUACGUGUUUGUUUUGUUUUUUGGUUGGUUGCAAAGGUAUUCCAGCAUUUGACAUUUAAUUAUCUUGGCCCAUUGCGUGCAUGACUGGUAAAGGUGUUUCAGCUUUUCCAAGCCCUGUGUAUACAUGUACUUGGGUUUUCGGUUACAUUUAAGUAGUAAAACUUUUUUUUUUUUUGUGCUGAUUCACUUGUCCCCCUUGGCGAUAUUGUAUACACAAAGAAACUGAUCAGAAUGUCAACCAAGUAGCAUGGCAAACUAGCCCAGUGGAAUACCCCUGUGAAUGGCUAUCUAUAUUCACAAAUAUUCAAUGUUCUUGUAGAAAGAGGCACACAUUUUAAUGGUACUAGCAUGUUUUACAAUCUGGCCAUUACAAGGCUACAUAAUUUUGCAUAAUACCUAUUUCCUACAAUAUGUCUGCUGUAAAAGGGACAUUGUAAGUGCCCACAGCUAAUACAGCUUGCUGUACUGUUGAGUCUGUGGGGAGAGUCUCUUUGCACCAGAACCAGUAAACACUGCCUUUUCUGAGAAGGCAGAAAAGUGUUUAUAUUGAAAGAAAAACAGAAAACUCUCUCUCUUCAAGGAUAGUGAGUGAUACAAUAUAGUACCCAAACAAAAAGCAGCUCAACACAUAAAGUGGAAUACCCUUAUUUCCAUGAUCAAUAUUAAACACUUAAAGAAUAUAUGGUAUAGAAUAUAUACCAAUUAGUGGAGUGCUAUAUAAAUAUAAAAUAAUGGAGGGGUCCACUUACCCCAUCAAUUGAGUGUAAUAACACACUUAGGAAUAUAAAUCUUUUAAAUCUUAUAUUCCUAAGUGUGUUAUUACACUCAAUUGAUGGGGUAAGUGGACCCCUCAAUUAUUUUAUAUUUAUAUAACGCUCCACUAAUUGGUAUAUAUUCUUUAAGUGUUUAUAUUGAGUUGCACGAACGCCUGUAGUGUUUGUUUCAAAAAGAGCCAUAAAAUGAUCUUCCUGUUGAGGUCCUGCAAUUUUUGCUGUACAGACAUUCAUCUCCUUCACUUUUGACAUGUAACUCUAAGGAGAUGCUGAUUGGCGCAGCCUUUGCCAUGCUAUGAAGAGGUGCAAUGGAUUGGCUGAGGCUGAUGAUUUUAGCUAGAUGUGGUGAGAUUAGUGGGGUAUAGAAGGUUAGCAAGUCACUUUAGAUUCCUGGCCCACCCCUGAAAUAAAUCGCUCAGACAUGACUGUUGGAAGUAUAGGUUUGUGUUUCUAACCUCGGCGUGUUUUUAAAUACAACUUGGACAAGCUGAAUGCAACUUGAGGCAGACCAACCAACCCCCCUCAUUAUGGACUUUGCUGCUAAAUGAUAAAAUUACUCCUCUCCCAAACCAGAGUUGGACAGGAGUUUAUGGAAGAGACACAAGUUACGCUCAUAAAAGCUUGAUAAUCAGCUAGUAGCCAUUGAUUUACACAUAGAAUGGUUCACAGUUUUGCGCAAUGAUGCUUGCCGUGUUUGGACAGAACUUUUUUUGACCAUUAUAAUAUUACCAUUAUUACAGAUGACAUAUUGAUUGACACAUAGUUGACAUGUUACUUGAAACACUGUCUUGUGCAAUCUUUGUACAGUAGAUGGCAGUAUAGUACCAUUCAGAAUGUUUGGUUGUGUUCUUUGUCUGCAAUGAUGCAUCAUUUUGUAAUUUAUAAAGCAUUUAUGGAUUUGAAAGUCUUGAUUAGGGUUAAUUUUAUAAACAUGUGAAGAAACUGACUGAAAGUAGUUAGUUUUUAUCUAUAGCCUCCUAGCACCAUAACCAUUAUUGCAAACAGAAGUGGUUAUAUGCUUGGAAUGUCUUUUUAAAGCAUUAGAGUAUAAUGGUAUAAUUUACACCUUCAUCCAGAUUAUGAUUCCAUGUAAUUGCAAAAGCUGGGGUGAAAAAUUUGCAAAACUGCUGAGGUAGCUUAGUUGGUAAAUUCCGACUACAAAGCCUGUUCAAAUAUGCAAGGUCAACUCAGCCAUUCAUCCUUCUGAGGUCGAUUAAAAUGAGUACCACACCAAUAUCUAUUAAUAUUCAGCUGUCGAUUUGGUUAAUUCUGAGAUCACGCUUGGAGUCCCUCUGGGAAAAAGGUGCUAUAUAAAUACUAGUUAUAAUAAUAAGAUCAAAUAACUAUCUUAAUGAUUUUCUCUGGAUUACAUUUGUUUAGAUAGUUGCUAACAAUUAAACUAUGGGUUUUUUUUUUUUUUUUUAAAUGUAAGCAGGUCUUCUGAUUUUGAGCUUGAAGAGAUGUGCUUGCUUGUUUAGAAACUGAUGGUAUUUUCUGAUUUAUUUAUUUUUUGAUCUCCAUCUAUCCUUUAAACUGGGACUUUGUCAGGUGCAAGCUAAUAGAUGCUAUGUUAUAAGUAAUGUAACUGCAGGUAGUAUACUGAAUUGUUAUCCAUAAUUUCUCUGUAAACCUAAAUCAUACCUACAAGAACAGGCUAUUAGCCAAUAUUCUGGUAAAAUGUACUUCCAGUCAUUCAGGUAAUGUUUUGUUUCCGUUUCCUGCUGUAGCUCGGCAAUGAGGACCAGCAGGAAAAGCUCCUGCGAGAAUGGUUGGACUGUUGUGUUACAGAAGGUGGUGUGCUAGUAUCCAUGCAAAAGAGUUCCCGUCGUAGGAACCACCCAUUGGUGACUCAGAUGAUGGAAAAAUGGUUGGACGGCUAUCGCCAGAUACGCCCUUGCACAGCUUUGUCAGAUGGAGAGGAAGAUGAAGACGAUGAGGAUGAGUGA